UCUAGAUCCCUUGUGCGGGCCGAUCCCAGAGCUGAGCUUGCUGGGCUUCCCGGUAGUGUAAGGGGCUUGUGAGGUGAGGGCUGAAUCUGCGUGCAAACUGAAGUGCGUGUCAGUAAGGGAACCCUAAGUGAGACCCGAUGUGAGGGGAUCCCGGAGCGUCCAGAGGAUGUGAAGAUGGAGACCGGACAGGAGAGCUCUGUCUGGGAGAGCGCCGGCUCCGAGUCCCGCAGCGGGAGAGGCCGAUGUGCCUGGCCCCAGACGGUGCUGAUCAGUCCGAGGGGUCGCGAAGACCUGGGCUUCCCAGGCCGGACCAGCAGACCGGAAGUCGGGCACGGGAGGGAGGGUGCUUCCGCUGGAGCCCGCCCCCCGGAAGUGCUGCCCUGGGUCUGGGGUGCAGCGUGGGACGCAGUCGGCCGACGCCCAGGAGCCCCGGAAGGCGGGCAAGGGAGCAGAAAGGCCGGUGCCCGUCACAAAGCCCCGCACGACCCUGCCGUGCCCUAUGAUCUGCCCCUGCCCGGCGGGGUCGUGCCGCGCAUGCUCAUAACGAUUCUGGGCACUGUGAAACCCAACGCCAACAGGUUGGCCCUGGACUUCAAGCAGGGGAACGACGUGGCUUUCCACUUCAACCCGCGCUUCAACGAGAACAACAGGCGGGUCAUCGUGUGCAACACCAAGCAGAGCAAUGCCUGGGGGCGGGAGGAGCGCCAGCAGGCUUUCCCCUUCGAGAUGGGCAAGCAGUUCAAGAUCCAAGUGCUGGUGGAACCCGACCACUUCAAGGUGGCGGUCAACGACGCGCACCUGUUGCAGUACAAUCACCGGGUGAGGAACUUCACGGCAAUCAACAAACUGGGGAUUUCCGGCGACAUAACCCUCACCAGCGCAACAUACACUAUGAUAUAAUCUGGAAGGGCAGACGCUUGGAGGCCAGACCUUACCUACGCAAAGGCUUCGGGUUCACUGGGAGUGGAAAGUUUUACAUCUAUGCACGAUAUUCUUCCCUGAGUCCCUCAUUUAAUAAACGUUAUGCUGAGUUACCUUU
Fukomys damarensis (Damara mole-rat) is the source of this 1039-nucleotide messenger RNA. RefSeq names its product galectin 3 (gene Lgals3). Gene Ontology annotation, cellular component: nucleus; immunological synapse. NCBI's taxonomy places the organism in Eukaryota, Metazoa, Chordata, Mammalia, Rodentia, Bathyergidae. The coding region runs from base 175 to 900 and encodes 241 amino acids. The record is from RefSeq and is a predicted model, not a curated record. The transcript has 4 exons. Gene Ontology annotation, molecular function: carbohydrate binding; laminin binding; IgE binding. Gene Ontology annotation, biological process: monocyte chemotaxis; negative regulation of extrinsic apoptotic signaling pathway; macrophage chemotaxis.